Penicillium verhagenii is the source of this 540-nucleotide messenger RNA. RefSeq lists its product as uncharacterized. The transcript is spliced from 2 exons. NCBI's taxonomy places the organism in Eukaryota, Fungi, Ascomycota, Eurotiomycetes, Eurotiales, Aspergillaceae. The record is from RefSeq and is a predicted model, not a curated record. The coding region runs from base 1 to 540 and encodes 179 amino acids.
AUGUACUAUAUUCUUUACCUGGCAAGCCUUUGCCGUCGCCGCCGCUGGCAAGAGCCCUCCUACGAAGCCUAUCCCUCCCAAACAGGCUCAGGCCUGGGCUUCACCUGCGUAGUCCGGGUAAACAACCGCGAAUACCAAACAGAAAGCGCAUGUGCCUCGGAGGUUCUCGCCCGCGAGAGUGCCGCCAUGCGCGCAUACCUCAUCUGCCGCAACUUCUCCGUCAGCGAUGGCAUGAUUCCUGCCGGUCAUUCUGCGCGGACGCACGGCGGCGCCGUGCAGGGGAUUCCCGUUGCCAUCGGGACGGGUCGGAAGGCGAGAGACGAUGACGAUACGGAGGGAAGCACUAGUAGUAGUGCUUGUGGGGGCAGUUGGAGCAGUGGCGGGAGUAGUCCUGAGCGGAUGAUGCGGUUGGACCGGGAGCUGCAGAUGAAUUUGGGGCUGGAUUCCGGGCUGGGAUCGAGUUCUGGGUCUGGGUCUGAGGCGAGUUCGACGAGACCUGUCUCUUUGAUUGGGAUGGUUGAUUAUGCGAGAGAGAUGUGA